AUGUCUGAAUCAGAUCAAUCCUCCCCAAACUCUCCAGUUCACAACUCAAACCAAACCAAUAACAACAACUCCCGAAUCCUUGAUCCCUAUGUUAUACACCCUAGUGAUAAUCCAGCUACUAUUUUGUUCUCUCCGUUGCUUCAAGUUGAUAACUAUGGUUCCUGGGUUCGAGGAAUUACCAAGGCAUUGAAUUCCAAAGGAAAAUUGGGAUUUUUCGAUGGAUCCUUAACACCUCCAGAAGAUGAUCUCACCCAUCGCUGCUGGAAACAUUGUGACGACCUAGUGGGAAGUUGGAUUCUAAAUUCUGUCCAUCCAGACAUCCGUGCAAGCUCAAUUGCUUCCAUCAAGCAGGAAUUUAUGCCUGUUUCACUCUACUAUACAAAAAUAAAAACACUUUGGGACCAGUAUGAUUCUCUGGUCGCUUCUACGGAAGCUUGUAUUUGUGGUGAUGAAAAGCACAUGUUGGAAAGGCUGGAGAGAGAUCGUGCCAUUGAGUUUUUGCAGGGUAUCCACGACAGGUUCUCCAAUCUUCGCAGUCAAAUACUGACUAUGGAGCCCUUCCCUACUGCUCUGCGCAUCUUCAACCUGGUUAAACAGGAAGAAGAACAACAACACAUAAUUGUUUCUCCCUUGCCAACUGUUGACGUUGCUUCUCUCAGUUCUAAUAGGUACUUUCCAUCAACCUCUCGUGCUCCAGUAAGCCAUAACAAACGUCAGAGUCCACACUGCGAUUACUGCAACAGACACGGUCACGUUCGAGACAAAUGCUACCGUCUUCAUGGUUUUCCUACCACCAACAACUCUCUGCCUCCAUCCAACAAUAAACUGCAAAUCACUGCUGCUGAUACAGCCGUGCCAGCUGAUACAUCUGUCGUUCAGCAAGCUCUUCCAACACUGUCUGCUGAUCAAUAUGCUCGUCUUCUAACUUUGAUCAACCAUGCACCAGAAUCUGCACAGAUUGAACCCCGUGCCGACUUUGCAGGACUGUGUCACGAGACAAGUGAUUGGUCAGGAUGA
Messenger RNA from Papaver somniferum (opium poppy), 1017 nucleotides. RefSeq lists its product as uncharacterized. The transcript has 3 exons. Lineage: Eukaryota; Viridiplantae; Streptophyta; Magnoliopsida; Ranunculales; Papaveraceae. Bases 1 to 1017 code for a protein of 338 amino acids. The record is from RefSeq and is a predicted model, not a curated record.